AUGUCUAGUCAGUUCUUGAAGAGCCACGUGGCUGCUGAGCUCGUAUAUAAUAAGAGAAAUCUUUUCUGGGUGACUGCCGACUCCUCCGUCAAAGAGGCGCUGACCUCACUAAGGGACUGCAACUGUCUUUCAUUGCCCGUGUGGGACGAGUCCAAGAAGCAGUUUAUCGGCAUAGUGAACACAUUCGACGUGCUGGCGUACCUCUCAUUCCACGGUUUUGAUUACCAGGGUGUGCCAUCGCCCCAGGAACUCACUGCGUUUGAACUGGCCCAUAAGAAAGUGAGUGAGUUGAUUGGUGUGGGUGAGCAGAUCCGCUCGGGUGUGACGUUGGAUGGAUUGAAUAUCAUGGAGAGCGAUGACACAGUCGCAGAUGUCAUGGACCCCUUCACCGUGGGCGUGCAGCGGGUGCUGGUACGAUACGAAGGACAGGAAGAGGUCCCCUCGAGCUAUCGCAUGCUGUCACAGUCCGAUAUGGUGCGAUUCCUGUACCUCAACGAGGAGCAUCUGGACCAAGAACUGGACAAGUCCAUCAAGGAGCUCUCAGUCGGCACUACUAAGGUGCACACCGUCAACAUCAAUGACAUAACUCUACACGCCUUCCGAGAGAUAUACACAGACGAAACGUGCGAGGCCAUGGCUGUAGUCAACGACGAUGGUAAACUGAUCGCCACACUCUCUCCGUCGGAUAUCAGAGCCUUUGACGAGACAGAGGUUGCAUCAGUGCUAAAGCCAGUAGGAGAGUUCUUAAAAGAGAACAACUUCGGUACACUGCGAUGGCCAGUCACAGUCACACAACACUCGACACUGGCGCAGUGCAUGUCUAAGGCUGUCCUCGGCCACUUGCACCGAGUGUGGAUUGUGGAUGCCGACGAGAAGCCUGUGGGACAGGUUACGUUGGAGGAUAUUCUCCAUCAGUUCAGCUCCUUCCCCUUCCGCCGCCUGUCUAUGACCGAUACAAAGAAGCUACUAAAGCGCGCUGAGAGUGGCAAAGCCUAG
Molecule: messenger RNA, 996 nt
Organism: Sphaeroforma arctica JP610
Lineage: Eukaryota; Ichthyosporea; Ichthyophonida
Exons: 7
Coding region: 1-996 (331 amino acids)
Source: RefSeq, a predicted model, not a curated record